Molecule: messenger RNA, 1302 nt
Organism: Lolium perenne
Lineage: Eukaryota; Viridiplantae; Streptophyta; Magnoliopsida; Poales; Poaceae
Source: RefSeq, a predicted model, not a curated record
AUGAUGGACGAGGAAGACGAGGAUGGAGUGGACAAUGAGGUUGACUCAGAUGAAUCCGGUGGAUCCGAUACUUCAGAUGAUAACGAAGAGGCGGAUCCGAUCCCCUCUUCUUGGAACCAUGAUUUGUCGGAGGCAAUGAUAGUCGAUGAUCGGCACGAUUCUGCCUGGGAGUACAGCAUGAACACCAUCUCAGUUGGUGCUAGAUAUGCUGACAAGAGACAUCUGCAGGAAGCAAUCACUCAGUGGGCAAUGAACACGCAAAGGAUGUCCAUCAAGGGUGCAUGGGUACUGUCCAAGUAUGACACAACAUGGGUGGUGAGCGACUUCGUGCCGCACACAUGUGUCCUUAAGAGUAUGUUGAAGGAUCACCGAAACCUUACAUCCACUCUUAUUGCUCGCCUGUUCUACAAGGAGAUUGUAGAGAAUACAGCAAUGGGGGUUAAAGCCAUCCAGAGAAGAGUUCACCUUCAAUAUAAGUAUGUAAUUGAAUAUGGCAAGGCAUGGAGGGCUAAACAGACGGCACUGGAGAACAGAUUCGGGACCUUCUAUGAUGCUUAUGACGGUGUCGUCCGUCUCCUGCAGACAUUGAAGGACCGGAAUCCGGGCACCCAUGUGGACAUACAAGACUUUGUGAUACCAGAGUUCCCUAAUGUCAGGGUUCUGCACAGGGUGUUUUUCGCAUUCAGCAUAUGCAUCGAGGCUUUCAUGCACUGUCGUCCGGUGAUGUGUGUAGAUGGAACUUUUCUAACUGGGAGGUACAAGGGACAGAUUCUGACAGCAAUUGGAGUGGAUGGCAACAAUCGAUGUGUGCCUCUCGCAUUUGCAUUUGUUGAGAGCGAGAACACUGCUAGCUGGUUAUGGUUCUUCAGGCAGUUAAAAAAAUCGAUAGUGAAAGAUCGCGAAAAUGUGUGCGUGCUACAUGACAGGCAUGCAGGUAUACUUGCGGCUAUCAAGACUCUGGUAGAAGCCGGACCUGAUGAAGAGACGCCAUGGCAGGAUAUGCAGAGUAGGUGGUGCAUGCGCCACCUGGGGGCCAAUUUCUUCUCGCAGUUUAGGAGCAAGGGUCUUAUGAAUCUGUUCAAGAAGUUGUGCAAGCAGAAUCAAGAAUGCAAGUACACUUUUCUCCGCGGCAAGCUGGAUGAGUUCACUAAGGACCAUGUGCGGGACAGGUUAGCCGCCCGAGCUGCAUUAGUAGCAGCUCAUGCAGCAGCUGUGGCACAGGGUACACAGGUUCCAGAUGAGGGCCCCGAGCCAGAUCCUAUUGGGCUAUGUACCGCCGAGCCCGAGGCCACCAUCUCCUAA